AUGCAGUUUUUGUUUGCUCCUCUUAUUGCUUCUCUCUUUAUAUCCAGUGCUUGGGCUGAGCCAGACGUCUUUUGCAAGUCAUUUGGUUCCAAUUCGAAUAACGACUUCUGUGUUUCAUUGUCGACGUAUGUUGACACGGCCAUUUCAAAACAAGAUUUCAUCUUUACUUUCAAAAGAACUCAGUAUGACGCUGCUGGCUGGACAGCCUUUGGAAUGGGAAAUCAUAUGGAUGGAGCUUUGAUGUUUAUCCUUUAUGGAGACCCAAAUUCACAUCUGCCACCCACCCUCAGCAUCCGCUCCACAACCCACCAUAUGGCUCCAGCUGCACUGGCUAUGGGAGAUCAGCAUCAGAACGGGGUCCAUGUUGGCUACCUGGAUGUUGGAUGGGAGACCUCUGACAGGGACCAGGCGAGAGUCGCGUCAGCAAGCUUUACCUGUUAUGGGUGUAAUGCUUGGUUCAAUGCGGACAUUAGCGCCUCAACCCACGUUUUGCCUAUGAUCUGGGCUGUCAACACCGAUCAAUAUUUAUCCACCUCAAAUUACUCGGAUAACGCGCCAUUGUUUCUUCACGACCGCUUCGGCAGCUUCGAUCUCGAUAUGUUCAAGGAAACAACAUUAGCACCCCCUCAGCUUCCCGACACAAUCGCAUAUAAUAUCGCAUUAUCAUCCUUCGCCGGCGAAAAUCCCGAACAUGGAAACCCCCCUGCCGCUGAGGACACCUCUGAAAAUCCUCGAUAUAUAUUAUCGCAGAGAAAGCUCUGGGUUAUUCACGGGCUUCUCAUGGCCAGUUCAUUCUACGUGUUUUUCCCUAGUGGAAUUCUCUUUCUUCGCGUUUCUUCAGCCAAGUCCUUCAUCGUUCAUGUUUCCAUGCAAAUGCUAGGCUCCAUGACUGCCUUUGCUGGAAUGACCCUGGGUUUUCUGUUGAGUCAUGGAGUUCAUACCUGGCAUCAAUACAUUGGCCUUGUCAUAGCCACCACUAUCCUACUUCAAGGGAUUCUCGGAUGGAUGCACCACAUGAAAUACGAGCGACUCAAGCGCAAGACAAAGAUGGGAGAUGUGCAUGUUUGGCUGGGAUGGGUAGUUUUGAUACUGGGCUGGACGAAUGUAGCCAUGGGUCUACGCCUCAGUGACUACACAGUGACCCUUCAGGGCUGGUUUGUGGUCGCCGCAUGUCUGGAGUUUGGCGGCCUUGUAUUUGUCGCGUAUCGACAUAGAGCCGGUAAACCAGUGGGAAUGCCUCAUAUUCCAGUAUGGUCUCUCCUUUCAAGAAAAAAGACGGUUCGGUGGGCCAGGCAUGCUCCCACAAAUGGGGCUUCGGCUCCGGGUAGCGAAAGCCUCUACACACUAACGGCAGAAGGUGAGGACCAAUCUUCCGACAGCAAUGAGGCAAUGCAAGAGAACGAUCUGGGCAAGAGCGAGAGACCCCGAAUGAGCUCUCAGUACUAA
Messenger RNA from Penicillium hordei, 1446 nucleotides. RefSeq names its product cytochrome and DOMON domain-containing protein. Lineage: Eukaryota; Fungi; Ascomycota; Eurotiomycetes; Eurotiales; Aspergillaceae. Bases 1 to 1446 code for a protein of 481 amino acids. The transcript has a single exon. The record is from RefSeq and is a predicted model, not a curated record.